Molecule: messenger RNA, 9665 nt
Organism: Epinephelus moara (kelp grouper)
Lineage: Eukaryota; Metazoa; Chordata; Actinopteri; Perciformes; Serranidae
Gene: st6galnac3
Product: ST6 (alpha-N-acetyl-neuraminyl-2,3-beta-galactosyl-1,3)-N-acetylgalactosaminide alpha-2,6-sialyltransferase 3
Exons: 5
Coding region: 155-1162 (335 amino acids)
Biological process (GO): oligosaccharide metabolic process; ganglioside biosynthetic process
Molecular function (GO): alpha-N-acetylgalactosaminide alpha-2,6-sialyltransferase activity
Source: RefSeq, a predicted model, not a curated record
UAGCAGCGCAGCGUCGGUCCAGGUCCAGGCAAGCUCCAUGGGGGAAAAAAAACCCGAGAGAGGAGACGAAUAACGGUACACUCCAGUAUUUAUGGAGCCGAUCCCCGCAUAUAACCGCAUCGCAUCUGCGUGUCCUCUCGUGAUGCAUACGUGAAUGAAUGUGUUUGGAGACGGACGCGGUGUACUGCGUGUUGGGGCUGACGAAAACAAGCGGUCCACCAUUGUCUGCGUAGAAAUAAGAAUGGCCUGGAUGUGGAAGAGGAAGUCGUUGAUCGCCACCAGUCUGAUUGUGGCGGUGUCGCUCUUCGUGGUCGUGGUGAACUACUCGGAGAAGCCGUACUUCCUCCUGCAGCCAGUGUUCGGACAGACGUUCAGCAGCCACUGGAUGUUCUCCAAGCAGCCGUACAAGGCCUUCAAGCCUCACCUAGGCUAUGUCAGCAUCCCCAAACAGGAGCCUCUGAAGCUGCACUGCGAGCUCUGCAGCAUUGUGUCCAGCUCUGGUCAGAUGUUGGGCCAGGCUGCCGGCCCACAGAUCGACCGCUCUCCCUGCAUCUGGCGGAUGAACAACGCUCCCACACGGGGCUUUGAACAUGACGUGGGCCAGCGGACCACGCUCAGAGUCGUCUCACACACCAGCGUCCCCCUGCUCCUGCAGAAGCCCCAGUACUUCUUCGGCCAGGGCAACGACACCGUCUACGUUGUGUGGGGGCCACUACGAAACAUGAGGAAGGACGGGAAGGGCAUCGUGUACAACAUGCUGCGACAGGCGGCUGAGAACUACCCUCAUGCACGCAUCUAUGUCACCACAGAGGACAGGAUGAACUACUGCGACAUGAUUUUCAAGAAGGAGACGGGAAAGGACAGGAUCCAGUCCGGCUCCUACCUCAGCACUGGCUGGUUCACACUCAUCCUCGCCAUGGACAUGUGCAAAGAGAUCCAUAUCUACGGCAUGAUAAAUGACACCUACUGCAAGACGGAGGGUUACAGAAAGGUUCCCUACCACUACUACGAGGCGGGCAGCCGGGACGAGUGUGCAGAGUAUCUGCUUCAUGAGAGCGCCCCCUACGGCGGGCACCGCUUCAUCACCGAGAAGUCCGUGUUCUCCAAGUGGGCCAAAACUCACGCCAUCAAGUUCUUCAACCCACUGUGGCAGCUGUCGUGACCCCGGCUGAACGGACAUGGAGAUAUGACACCAUCAUCAUCAUCGUUGUCGUCCUCAGGGGACCAGCUGGAUCUCUACACUGGCAGAAAACGUGUUCCCUGAUGUGUACACACAUCCAUAUUGGCACAAAUUCCAUUUCAUAUCCAUUAAAAAAGGUUGGUUGAUGGCUGCUUGUCAAGUCCUGGAUGGCUAAUAUCCAGGAAGUGCUUGUUUGUUUAUUUUGACAGCCACUCAGACAUACAGAGGUUUGACCAUCAUGGACAGCAGAAAACAUAUCUCCUGCUUCUUGAAAACACUUUUCCUCCUGAGUUUGAGAGCUGAAGAAAGUGCUCAGCACGCUGCUCUUCACUGACUAAUCGAUCCGUUCGCUGCUCUGUGAGUUUAGCAAAGGAUGGCUCGAAGACUUACUUGAAAAAAAAAACGGAGAAAACAACAGGAAGAAGAAACAACCAUCUGUCAACUUUCAGUGACCUCAGCGGCUCACAUGUCUGCAGGCGCUGCACAUCGCAAAGGCUGAAUUAAAAAUGUUUUUCAGGACUGUAGCUGAAAAAGAGCUCAGCUGCCGCAGAGACGAGUCUCGUUGCCAUGGACGCCUGGCGAGCUCGCCUACUCUGUUUCCUCUGCAUGUCUGUCUCCGUCUGACAGGCUGUAAUUAAUCUAUAAGGAGUAUCAUUCAGGCCUUCAUCUCUGACUGAGGGACUAUUGAAAACAGGUUUCAGUUAAGUUUCCCCUUCUAAAAAAGCUUCAACAAAAAAGGCUGAGAAAGAAAAAACAGCAAAAUAAAAACAGAUUUCAGUUCAUAGUAGAAGGUGAGCCACAGUUGUAGAUAUGAAUCAGCUUUUUUUUAAUCAUUAUCCUUGGUUGUUAUGCCGUGUGUAAACUAACACAACUUAAAGAUGUCAGCUUUUUUUUUUUAAAAUUUAAUAAUGCUGUGAAAUUUUAAGAGACAUGUUUUGGCUUUGUCUGGAUAGGUUGCUAAUUUAUUCCGCAGAGAUAGAAGCUCCUAACGCUCUUAAACAAUGUGCCAUUGAAAAUGUGAGCAUCACAGCACAUAGAGCAAUGUGCAAUUAGAAACUCCACACUUACGGAAGGAGUUAAAUCAUUUGUGACCCCGCAGAGGGAGAGAUUUAUGUGUGCAGUGAAACCAUUUGAAGUUAAUUGUAUUCUAUUAUCAUUUUGUGCCUGCAAUAUACUCUGCAGUCCAUUGUAUAGAGACAGAGGGAGAUGCUCUCUCUCACGCUCGCUCAUAUUCUCAUCCAGCUUUGUGCCUCUUUGUGUACAGUAUCACUGUGUGAACACAUCUCCCCAUUUGUCUUUGAAAGCAGCGUGCGUGUCUCCCGGUUCAGGUCAUUACAUUUGAAUGCAUCUGUUCCAGGACAGUGAAGAAUAAUCAGUGAAGUGCUGAGGUGUGUAGGUUGGCUGGUAGCUGUGGAGGGUUGAAACACUCUGGCUGUGACCGUGACUCCUCUUCCCCCCCUUGAGGCUGUGAUUAGUGUCCCGGUCAGAGUCGCGGCCCAGAGGGGAGGACUGGAAGGAUUCAAAGACUUCUAAUUUAGGCGACUUGAUGCACAGGGUCCCUGACGACUGUAAUAAACUGCAGCUGAGCUUCACAAUCUCACUCCGACUGCACAGCACUGUUUACUAUCACACAUAGGCACUCCAUUUUGGGCUCUUUCUCAGUAAGCAGCAUUGAUUUGGCGAUUUACAGGUCAAAAGACAUGUAGGUUAAAGCUGCCUUUUGGAUGUCCUGGCAGGGACGUAGCCACCAUGGAGGACUCUGAAGUCAUGUCCUUUGUAUUUGUUGGUGAGUAUCAGGGUUUUAGCAACUUGGGAUUUUACAUAAUGUAGCGUGGUGAGAAUUAUAAGCCAAUUACAGAAUUAGUAUGUUUGGACUUUUUUAGGCCAAUGAAUAAAUACAGUUUUCAGUAUUUAUCCCCCAGAAUAGCAGUUCAUGGCAGCAUGGAAAAGGCUUUGGAAUAGUAUUUAGAUCUUCAUGUUGGGAAGGGAGGUAUAAUUAAACAGCUGAACAGGACCUUGUGCGCCACUCAGAGCAUAUCUAUAGCCCGCAAUAGGGCCACGACCAAGACCCUUCAUUUGCUUUUCUGUACAGAACCAAGUGAUUUUAGAUUGCAUGCCGGUGUUAUGGAAGUAAAAGAGGUGCGACGGGAGUGAUGUGUAACAGAGCAGCGUCGGCCUCUGGUGUGACAUAACACACGCAUCAGGCAACACUUUCUAAUCUGUGAAAAUGACAUAAUACAUCAUAACAACCAUUUAGUGUUCUUAUUAUACCACAGUUGAUCUCGUCCUGUGCUCAGAGGGUAAGGAGCUCCCGGAAUUGCCUUCCCAAUUUGUGGACAUUCUCACCUACUGUUCUUCUUUGAGUUAGCUGCUAACUGCUUCUAACUGCUUUUAAAUCACCUGGCGGUGGGUCGCAGACAUAGCAUACUGUCGAAACAUCACAGCUGUCCCGUCCUGCCGGCUGUCCCUUUUACACAGACAUUUAUUCAGUUCUGUUAAUAACUCCUCUGCUGGCCUAAAGGUGAGACAACUCUGUCUCUCUGUCCUGGGACAGGAUUGCCUGCACACAGUCUGUCUGUCUGUCUGUUAACAUGGAGAUUUCUGAGCCGGCAGUUAGCAGCUAACAGUACUAACUCAACAAACAGUGCUAACAGACGAAACAGUGCCGACAGAGCUAACUUUGUGACGGGGGAAAUCAGAGAGUGGGCUCUACAUUUUGGCGGCGACACCAUCCCGAUAUUAAAGGUAACCACGUAAAGAGUCCAGUGCAGAGCAGCGGUGAUUAGAUGAACAUGAAUGUGCUGCUAGACAAUCUACCGCUACAAAGAACAAAGAAGCUCAAAAUUACAACACACACACAGAGGGAGCGUGACUUCAUUCUCUGCUCAGAACGCCAUUACUCCACUAUAUCUGUACUUAGCAAAUAUUUUGCUGCUAUAGUAAUGCUCUGAAUGUCGCACACAGCUCCUUUAAUUGAAAAGAUAAUAACAUUACCCUGUUUCUGGUUUUUGGUCAGAGUUAUUUGAGGAUGGCAGGGUGUGUUUAGGGGACUUAUGAUCUCAGUAUUUCUAAAAUUCUGGCUACAGUCCCAUGUCUACGUCACACAUAACUAUUGUUUCAACAACAUUUCAAAUGAUUAUGAAUUAAAGUCUAAAAUUCAAUGCAAACCAGGCCCUAACAAGGCAUAUGCAAAAUAAUAUUAAAAUACAUUUUUUAAACUGAGUUGGAAAAAAUGAUAAAACAUAACAGAGACAUCUAAAAAAAACUAGCCCCUGUCCCCUGCACAAACUCUCAAGACCCCGGGAACCUUAACUCUUCCUUCAGGAAACAGGGUCUACAUUAAGUUCUGGCCACCAAAAAGUCUCUGCUCUGUGGUAGCGCUUACAGAUGGCCCAGGAAAUAUUCGGCUGGAGUUUGCUGUACUGUGAAUGUGCCUCAUUGGUCAAACGCAAGCCUUAGGCAGCUACAACUUAUGUUCAACAUUCAUUAACACAGAAAGCAAGCAAGCAGAGGCACCAGUAUUAAUAUUAGGACUAGCAGUGGAAAAUGUUUCUAAUGUUUAUGCAAAAAAAAAUAUAUAUAUAUGUAGUUGACUUCCUGUCUCUUCUUCAGACACAAAUGUUCUGUUGUUUUCAGGUUUCCUCUCCACCUCACGUUGCACGUCUCUUGCAACAUCCAUUCCAAAUUUGUAUCCGUGCAACUGUAAACUACAGAGAACAACAAAAUGACUCUGUUGUUGUUGUUGCAUCAUGUAUGGAAAUUGCAGUGCCGUCAUUUGCUGAUCCAUUAUCAGUCCAGUUUCAGUCUUCACUGUUCUUCACUUGAAGUGGAAACACAAACAGAAAUGUGCAGUUCAGUUUUUCAUUUUGUCCCUGAGUUUAGUGAUUUGGGUUGGUAAGUGCAUAAAACGAUUUGGUUGAAAAAGGACUAAUUAACCUUUAAAGCUAAUUAAGUUGCUGCUUUAAUUUGUUUUACCAAACUUUUCCCAAGAUCAUGAAUGAACUUUCAUCCACACUGAAGAGAAGUCUUUAAAGUGAAAACAUGACUGUGACUGUCAACUGAUCGUCUCCAUGACAAGUGAGCAAACACCUUCGCCUAAUGAGAUGUGUGUGAUGCAAACAAAGCUAAUACGUGGACUGAAGUGUAAACCCAGACUUUUAGCCGUAUUUUUCCCUGCAAACAACCAAAGCUCUGCUCUCUGUGUUCUUGUGUCUCAGCUGUAUGUUUGGAAACAUUUUUGGCUUGAGGAACAGAGACAGAAAAUCAUCUCUCUCUGUUUCCCAGACCGAGUAAGAUUCCCCAGAACUUACAAUGAAUGACCUACAAUUCAAAACUCAUUGUAAGUCUACCUGGCUGACAAGAGCAUCAGCAAAAUGUAAAAAUGCCCUAUUUUACAUUCCACCUGGUGCCGCUCAGCCUAUAGGCGAUGACCGUAACACAGGCGGGGUCACGGUUCAGAUUUCCUCUGGGAUGACACGUGCUUGAGAGGUACAAAAUAUCCCAGCACUGCGAGCAGCUGUGGAUCAGAGUAUCCACCGCACGAUGUAUGUAAAGCAGAAACGUCUUACUGUAUUAUUUCUCCUGUUCAGGCAGACUGACAGUAAGAUCUGAGCCUCAGGAAGAAAUUAUACUUCUUUCAGUUCCUGUGGGAAAGCAGCUGUUAAUACUGAAUUCAUACAAUACACCAUGCAUGUUACAUGAUUAACGUACAUCUUUUAUACAACUCCACUCAGCCUGUGAUUGUGCAGUCAUCUGGCAGCUCUCCACCAAUCAGUUUUACCUCUGCUGUACAGUAUAUCCACCGUAAAUUGUAAAGCGCUUCGCACCAUGAUGAGAUUUUAAGCUCUGUGUUGUCAUCCCGAGAUUUUCAAGUGUGUUAUGGCACAUUUUUGAUUGAAAUUGUUCACUCACACCCAGAAGAAGAGCACCAUGUUUCUUCUGCUCAUCUUCCAUCCUCCGCUUGUCGAUUUUAUUUUAAUGGUUGCUUUUAUUUUUUUGUUGACGCAGUGGUUUGUGUUCAGCAUUUUUCUCUGCUGUAGGUCGCGUGUUGCCAACAUUUUCUGCUGCUUCAGGCUGUGCUCUCGGUUAUUUUCCGAUCAACACAUACGCCAUUGUUCUCCGCCAGAACACACUGGAAGAAUACCUACAGAUGUAUAAUACAGGAUAUUAUGGAGAAUACGCCCAUAUAUAGGCUCCCAUGAAUCAUCUGCAGCUUACAGGAAGAGUGGAGCCAUGAAUUAAAGUGUGAGCACAGUGGGAGGCCAGAUAUACCAAGAACAUUUGUUUUAACUUUGAAAGAGUAGUUUGACAUUUGGGAAAGCGCUUAUUUGAUGUCUUGCAGUGAGUUAGAUGAGAAGAUUGAUGAUACUACUCUGAUAUUUGUACAGUAAAUAUAAAGCCACAUCCAGCAGGUUAGCUUCGCUGAACAUAAAGACUAAACAGAAGGAAACAGCUGCCCUGGUUCUGUCCAAAGGCAACAAAAUCUAACUACAAGCCCCUCUAAAGUUCACGUUAACAUUUUAUGUCACAUAUUUAAUGCAUAAAAAAGUGUGAAAACAACACGUAGUGGUUUUAAAGAUGGUUUUGUAUGGGACUGUUUUUGGCUCUGAGCUGUCGCCAGGCAACCACCUGAGACUCCAGGAAGUGACCGUGCCUGGCCCAGCCCCCAGGAACGCCACUCAGCCUUGCUUUCAUUUUUUUGCCCAGUGGCUGCUUUUGGUAUUGCAGUGAAAAAAAUCCCUUGUCCAAGAAACAAUUUUACCCAUCAACAGCCAUUAUUAAAGAAAUGUCUGAAACUGGUGACAGGACAUCUAGAACCGCAAAGAAGGUCUGUUGUGACUCUUUCUAUUAGGAAUUGUUGAUCCAUAGAGGUUUCAUAUUUGUAAAGCUUUUCUGUGAUAUCAUCACAAUGUAAAGUCUAAGGGCCUAACACGAACUUGUGGGUGGGGCCAAAGGGAAAAACACUUCUGCACAUAUUCAGUGGGCUGCAUUCCGCAGAAGCAAAACUGGAAUUUGGAAGAAAAAAAUUGCGAGCAGUUCCAUGGGGCUGAAUAAGCGCCAUCUUGGGGUCAGGUAUCCAGAUCUUAUAAUAAAUUUAUGGCCUGGCCAAGAGGGAGUUUGAUGUGUAGAGAGCCAAAGUCUGGGCAAAAGUCUGUAACUUAAUGCAAUCUGUCAUUCAGAGUUUCUGUCAUCAGUCUUUCUGAAAAAAUGAAGCCCGUUGCUCGAAGAGAAAUCAGCUCCACUACAGCAGUUGUCAUUAGACAUUAAAACCUUUCUGAUUUUAACAAAGUUAAAGAUCUAGUUUGUCAGAUUUAGCGGCAUCUAGCAGUGAGGUUAUAGAACUGAAACAUCUCCCAUGUGCCAAGUGUGUAAGAGAACUACAGUGGCUGUGCGAAAACACAAAUGGUUUGGUUUGUCCAUUCUGGGCUACUGUAAAACAACAUAGCAAACUCCUUGGAAGAGGACCCGCUCCACAUGUAGAUAUAAAUGGCUCGUUCUAAGGUAGUAAAACACAGCCAUUCUUACUUUCAAGUGAUUUUCAACUAAAGAAAACAUAGUUGGGAAUGUUAUAUACCACUUCUGUCAACAGAUUCCCCUAAAUUUUACACACUGGACCUUUAAAGGAUUACUUUGUGAGCACAGCGAAAACUUCAGCUCCCAUUGAGACGUACAAGUGUGGCACUGCAGGUUCCUACUGGCAAAACUUGGUUUUGUUUAUACUCAUAAAACUCACCAACACUCUCUUCUAAAAUAAUUUUCCUAACUCUUUAGUUGACUUUGCUGUCAAAAAAAAACCUUUUACAGUAUUUUUCUGCUAAAAAACAGAAAACUCUCAUUAUUAUCUAGACAUAUGAAGCAAGCCGCACCAUCUACCGUGAGUAUGGCUCUGUUCCAAAGCUGGAUUUUUAGUUAUUAGAAUUGUGACAAAUGUCAGUGGGAAUGUAAAACAGUUUUUUUUUUAUUUCUGGAUUCAAAGCCAAAAGUUGUGGUUUAACUUUGGCUCUCUACAACCCCCUGGCCAAUUCAUGGUUUGUUUGUUUUUUAUUUUUGUGUUGAUCAAACAAACAAGACAUAAUGUGUAAAUCUGUGAACAUUAUUCAGACAAGUCCAGGCCAACUGUUUCUCCCUGUUCCUAGUCUUAAUGCUAACCUAAGCUAACCAGCUGCUGGUUGUAGCUUCAUAUUUACAGUACAGAGUAGCAUCAAUCUUCUUAUCAAACUUGACAUCAAAGAAUGAUUGAGCAUUUCCAAAAUCUAUUUUUUUUGCCCUGAAUUCUUGUCAAUUUGUGCUCCUGGCUCUUUUUUAUUUAUAACUUACAGAUCAUUUAAACUGGCCUUAUUUCAUGUUCUGAGCAGUGAAGUUUGUUUGGAGAUGGUUUCAUCCAUCCAGACCUGUGCCGUCGCUGUAUAUAUGCAAAUGAAAAAAAAACAUUGCUUGUCCUCAGUGGCGCGGCGACAGAAGUGGCAGCAGAAUGAGCUCCAAUUGUUCAUUCGUUGUAUAAUGCGAAGGUAAAAAAGCAAAUUGAAGGUCACUACCGUUAAAACAGAGGUGGCUUUAAAAAACCUGAUUAAAACGUCUCGGUCUGGAUGUCUGCGGAACAAAGAUGUGAACUUCAUUAUUCCUCACCAUUUCAAAUGCUCUCAUUAUUUUUGUCUCCGUUUCCUGCUGUGAUCAGUCGAGAUAAUUACUGUCUGUUUUGGAGUUGAGAUUUUAAAGAUUGUCUGACUCCACGUUGAAAACCUCUUCAGUUUGUAGCAUUUUCCCUCCCGACUGUUGUACUUGUUGCCAUUUUCUCAAAUGCCUCAAGUGCUUUCUUACUAUGAACAAUUCAUUUUAUGUUUUCUUUCCCAGUGUGCAUGUCUUACAACUGUUUAUUUGUGUUGUGAAGCACUUUCCUUUUUUCAUUUUCAGGUCAAGUGUCCUUGUGAAAUGUGUAACUUUGGGUGUGUGUUAAGUUACAUAGAAUGUAAUAUAACACUGAGGUUGUUAUAAUGAAAGUUGUUCUUGCUAACACAGCGAACACGCUCCUUUUUAUCGGUGGUAAAGUAACAUCCAAAUGCUGCAUGGAGUAUAGCAGGUUACUGAAAUGUACAUUUUGUUAAAAAAUAAGUAGUGGUUAUAUGUAUUAUUCUGUCAUUUGCUGUCUACAUAUUAGCUAAAAUUAGAGAUAUUGUGAAUGUUCUUAUUUUUACCAACACGUCCUCUAUGUCUUCUGUUCUCUGUGGGGAUUAAAGGAAACCUAAAACCCUGUUAUAUGAUUAAAGUCCUUUCUAAACAAAACAAGCAGCAUCAGAAUGUAAGAAUCCUGCUGAAAUGUGUUCAUGUUAUAUGAAUGGAGGCCGAGCUGAGCUGUCAUCUCAAAUCUGGCGUCUCAUGAGAUUUUUAAAACAUCAGUGAGGGAGCAGAGAUGUGCUGAGUUCAGACAGGUCUCAGGAGUUUCGUUGAGCAAGAGCGUUUUUUAUGUAACCUCUGCAUAAAUAAAGAA